Molecule: messenger RNA, 3684 nt
Organism: Notolabrus celidotus (New Zealand spotty)
Lineage: Eukaryota; Metazoa; Chordata; Actinopteri; Labriformes; Labridae
Product: collagen alpha-2(VI) chain-like
Exons: 28
Coding region: 312-3422 (1036 amino acids)
Source: RefSeq, a predicted model, not a curated record
AUCUGCAGUGAAGUCCUGGUGUAAAGCACCUCUUGGAGAGAGUAAGUCUCUGAUGCUCACAUUUAUUCUGUCAUAUUGAGCAGAUACAUAGAUUAUCGUAGCCACUUCUGUGUAUUUAAAGCCACUCUGCUUUCCAAUGUAAACUUUAUCUUUCCAAACAUCGUCAAUGGGCGGCUCCCCAACAAGAAACUGACCGGAACCAGUCCUCUGAUAUGGGACCUUCCCGAUUGAGAUGAUUAUCUGCUGAAAUUCCUAAAAGCCUCAAAGUGCAGCUUGGGUUUGGCUUUUUGCGCCCCGUCGCCGCGGAUACAAUGGCAAUGAUUUCAGGGUUCAUCUUUCUGUGCAUGCUCCAAGCUGCAAUUCCUCAAGCUCUGACGCCUCGUGGACCCCGGCCCAUACCCGGACGAGGUGACAGUCCUGGACCAACUCAGCCUCCCAUCCCACCUACAGAUUGUCUGUCUGGUAUCGUGGACUGUCCUAUCAGAGUCUUUUUCACCAUCGACACCUCGGAGACCAUCGCCUUACAGGAAUCACCACCAGGGGAGCUUGUGAAAAAAAUUAAGGAGUUCACCAAGCUGUUUGCUCAGAAGUUGAAUGAUGAAGAGUAUAGGGGGCAAGUCAGGUUCACAUGGUCCCUAGGAGGUCAGAACUUCUCCCAGGAUCAGUUUAUCUUCAGCCAGUUCACAACAAAACAGAACUUCAUUAGAAACCUCGGCAGGGUUGUUUACAAGGGCAAAGGCACCUACACUGACUGUGCCAUCAAGAACAUGGUGCAACAGUUGACCCAGCAAAACCCAGGGACGAGGGACGUCCUCUUCUCUGUGUUCAUCACCGACGGUCAUGUGACAGGAAAUCCAUGUGGAGGGAUAAAGGCGAUGGCAGACAAAGCACAAGAACAAGGAAUCCAUACAUUCUCAGUGGCAGCGUCUAGAAUGAUUGAUGAAUUAGGCAUGAAGGAAAUAGCCAGCACUCCUGUUGAACUGUACCGGGAUGACUACAUAGCUGUGGAUAUUGUUGAGGAUCGAUCAAGAAUAAGGGUUGAAUCCAUCGAUCGUAUAAUAAUGGCCAUGAAAUAUCAAGCCUAUUUAAAAUGUUACAAGCCCAGGUGCUUUCAGACUCGUGGACGCCCUGGACCAAGUGGGCCUCAAGGUCAAAAAGGUCUAAAAGGAGGCAGAGGUCCAAACGGGCUAAAGGGUGACAGGGGUAACGAGGGUGAUCCUGGCAUUGAAGGUCCAAUCGGAAAACCCGGUCCUAAGGGUAUGAUCGGUUUUGACGGUGACAAGGGUGAAAUUGGAGGAACUGGAGCAAAGGGUUCUGCAGGAGGAGCUGGCAGGAAUGGAACUGAUGGUCGAAAGGGCCAAAUGGGUCGAAUUGGAGCUCCUGGUUGCAAAGGUGAUCCAGGUGACAAGGGACUAGAUGGAUACCCUGGAGAGGUUGGCGACACUGGACCUCGAGGUGACGAGGGAACAAAGGGUGACCCAAGCCCCCCUGGAAAGUCCGGUCCCCCUGGUGCUCCGGGUGAGAUAGGACCAAAGGGUGAAAGAGGAAAUCCUGGAAGUCCAGGGCCACUAGGAGCAAAAGGAAAUCCCGGGAGUCCUGGUGUUCCUGGGCGAAAAGGCGAACGGGGGAGGAGAGGAGACCCUGGAAGGAAGGGAGGACAAGGUCCAGAUGGGCUACAAGGAGAGAAGGGACAACGAGGAGCACCAGGAGGCAGAGGUCGGCCUGGGGAAGAUGGACUUAAAGGCACAAAGGGAGACCAAGGACUGCCUGGACCGAGGGGUCAUUCAGGAGAACCAGGGGGCCUUGGAGGAAAUGGCAAUGUGGGAGAUCCUGGAGAUCCUGGACCAGGGGGAGACACGGGGGCCCCAGGGCCAAAGGGUGAUGUAGGAAGACAAGGAUUCAACUAUCCUGGAGGAAGAGGACCCAGUGGAGAAAGAGGUAAUCCAGGCAGUAGAGGGCCUAGGGGAGGAAGAGGAGAAUGCGGUGCCAAAGGAGAACCUGGAGAUAAAGGACCUCCAGGACAGCCUGGGGAAGCAGGUCAGUCAGGUGAGCUAGGAGAGCGAGGACCCAGAGGCAACCCUGGACCUGAUGGGGACAAAGGGCCAGUGGGCGAUCCUGGCCUCACUGAAUGUGAUGUCAUGACGUAUGUCAGGGAGACGUGUGGUUGUUGUGACUGUGAGAAGCGCUGUGGAGCUCUGGACAUUGUUUUUGUAAUCGAUAGCUCAGAGAGUGUUGGGAUGACAAAUUUCACCUUGGAGAAGAACUUUGUUAUCAACACCAUCAACAGACUGGGAUCUAUGGCCAAUGACCCUACAUCCGUUACCGGUACAAGAGUCGGAGUUGUCCAAUUCAGUCACAACGGGACCUUUGAAGCAAUUCGUCUCGAUGACCCGAACAUAGACUCCAUGUCUGCCUUCAAAACGGCUGUAAAGAAUCUUCAGUGGAUUGCUGGAGGCACCUUCACGCCUUCUGCUCUGAAGUUUGCCUAUGAUCACCUCAUCAGGGACAGCAAGAGAGCCCAAGCCAGAGUAUCUGUAGUGGUGAUCACGGAUGGACGAUUUGACCCUCGAGACGACGAUGAUCUGCUCAAAUACCUUUGCAAUGACAACCAAGUGGUAGUGAACGCCAUCGGGGUUGGGGAUAUGUUUAAAAUAAAGCAGGAUGAUGAGAUCUUAGGGUCGAUAGCUUGUAACAAGAAGGAACGAGUUGAUAAUAUGGGCAGUUACGCUGAGUUGGUGGCAGAAAAGUUCAUAGAGAAGAUGGAGACAGUGCUGUGUCCUGAGCCGGAGAUUGUGUGCCCUGAUCUACCCUGUCAAAGUGAACCUGACGUAGCUCCCUGUGUUCAGCGGGCGGUGGAUUUGGUCAUCCUACUUGAUGGUUCAGAGCGCCUUGGGUUGGAGAACUUCCGGUACGUCCGUGCAUUUGUUGCAGAGGUGGCAGACAAGCUCGUUAUGGCCCAAACCAAGACUGACCGUAAGGGAGCCCGCUUGGCACUAUUACAGUUCGGCAAAGAGAACGAAUACCGCAUUGCCUUCCCUCUCACACAUGACCCUGCGAUCAUCGCGGGCGGCAUAGCCCGCCUGCCUUAUUUCGAUUCCUCCUCCAGUGUGGGGCCUGCUAUCUUACACGCCAUUGAUAACAUCCUGGGUAAAGGGACCGCCCGCCAGACGAGACGGCACGCAGAGAUUUCCUUCGUUUUCCUCACAGACGGCAUCACUGACAACAGGUACCUGGAGGAGGCCGUAAGCGCGAUGCGUGGAGCACAAGUCGUCUCCAUGGUGAUAGCCACAGGAAAUGAUGUUGACCAAAAAGUUCUGACAAAACUGGCGAUGGAUGACCAGGAUGCCAUCUUUAAAGGCAAAGACUUUUCAGGUCUGACCCGGUCCAGUUUGUUUGACCGUUUCAUCCAGUGGGUAUGCUGAAGAACAACAGCAUAGACGCUGACAUCAUAUCGGUGCUAAUACCGCUAGUCAGGAAUUUUGUGUAUGAGAUAGUGGUUAAUUAUGUUGCUUCUACAUACUGUACAAUUUGCUAAUCAAAUCACAGCAUCCACUUUAAUGCACUAGUCAGGAAAACUGUAUUCAGCUUGAAUCUUUUAUACAAAAAACAUCCUUUCAGUUGAGCGUUUGUAAACAACUAUUGAGCUUUACUGAUUUUGAUGAAUAAAUCUGUUAAGACACAGAA